AUGAUUAAUCCUGUUCCUGAAAUGAUCAACUUCAUCACCAUCCGAUUCCGGACUUUGUCAGAAAAUACAUUCCCCGUCUCAGCAGUAUGCGGGCUGUGCUCAUGGUCAACAGGCCCUCGACACACCAAUGCACCUCGCCAAGCCGAUCCAGAGACUCGGGUUCUGCUAAUGUUUCUGUAUGGCUACUACCUGCAUGGGACACGUCUCGGUUGGGCAGACCAGCCCAACGGUGGUGAAAGGGAUGGUUAG
This is a messenger RNA of Penicillium samsonianum, 249 nucleotides long. RefSeq lists its product as uncharacterized. The record is from RefSeq and is a predicted model, not a curated record. NCBI's taxonomy places the organism in Eukaryota, Fungi, Ascomycota, Eurotiomycetes, Eurotiales, Aspergillaceae. The transcript has a single exon. Bases 1 to 249 code for a protein of 82 amino acids.